Molecule: messenger RNA, 1242 nt
Organism: Fusarium mangiferae
Lineage: Eukaryota; Fungi; Ascomycota; Sordariomycetes; Hypocreales; Nectriaceae
Product: putative pectate lyase C
Exons: 5
Coding region: 1-1242 (413 amino acids)
Source: RefSeq, a predicted model, not a curated record
AUGAAAAUUUCCUUGCUGCUAGCUUUGACGGCCAGUUCCGUGGCGCAAGCAGCCCAGCUUGCAUUUCCUGGAGCUGAGGGCUUUGGAAGGUAUGCAGUUGGCGGUCGUCAAGGGGAAGUAUACAAAGUAACAAACCUCAAUGAUUCUGGAACUGGCUCGCUUCGAGAUGCAGUAUCGAAGCCCAACAGGAUAGUUGUCUUCGACGUCGGUGGAGUUAUCAAGAUAUCCGAACGUAUCGUCGUGUCUAAGAACAUUUAUAUCGCCGGCCAAACUGCUCCUGGUGGUGGGAUCGUCGUCUACGGCAAUGGCUGGUCUCUCUCCAACGCCAAUGACUCUAUCGUGCGAUACAUCACCAUUCGUAUGGGCAAAGGUGGAACCUCAGGUAAAGACGCAAUCGGUAUUGCUGACGGUAAAAACAUUAUCUUUGAUCACGUCAGCGUCUCGUGGGGACGUGAUGAGACUUUCUCUAUCAAUGGAGACGUCACGAAUGUUACCAUCCAGAAAACUAUCAUUGCUCAGGGUCUUGUUUCUCACUCUUGUGGUGGCUUGAUGCAGACUGAUGGCGGAGUCAGCUUAUUCCGCAAUCUGUAUAUUGAUAACAAGACUCGUAACCCCAAGGUCAAGGGUGUUAACGACUUCCAGAACAAUGUCGUGUAUAACUGGGGAGGUGGUGGCGGUUACAUUGCUGGAGAUAGUCAAGCUGACAGCUAUGUUAACAUCAUCAACAACUAUUUCAUUUCUGGUCCAGACACUACAGUCACAGCCUUUACUCGAGGAAACAGUUGCUUCCAUGCUUACGUCAAGGAUAACUUCUACGACUCCAACCGCAACGGCAAGCUUGAUGGCACUGCUCUUUGCGAGAAAACCAGUUGCUACUCUGACAUUGAUUUUAUCAAGACUCCAUACAACUAUCCGGCUCCCACAGCCCUCUCCCCCCAGGCAGCCGUCGAACUAGUCCUCAAAGGCGUUGGAAAUUCACUGCAUAGGGAUACUGUUGAUACUGCCCUUAUUGAUCAGGUCAAAUCUUACGGAACCAAGGGAGGGCAAAUCUCUGAUGAGAAGGAGUUUGGUGGUGUUGGAGAGAUUGCAAAUGGUGCCGCUCUGAAAGAUUCAGAUGGUGAUGGCAUUCCUGAUGAAUGGGAAACAAAGAAUGGUCUUAAUCCCAAUGACGCUUCAGAUGGUAUGAAGGUUGCAUCAAAUGGGUAUGCUAACUUGGAGAACUAUGUGAACUCUCUUGUUUAA